Molecule: messenger RNA, 2247 nt
Organism: Chinchilla lanigera (long-tailed chinchilla)
Lineage: Eukaryota; Metazoa; Chordata; Mammalia; Rodentia; Chinchillidae
Gene: Taf1a
Product: TATA box binding protein (TBP)-associated factor, RNA polymerase I, A, 48kDa
Exons: 11
Coding region: 538-1890 (450 amino acids)
Biological process (GO): transcription by RNA polymerase I
Cellular component (GO): RNA polymerase I transcription regulator complex
Source: RefSeq, a predicted model, not a curated record
UUUAGAGGCUUCGGUUACCGUGGCAACCGCGUGCACGCCCGUGUGCGUCUUUGGGGGAUCCUGGAAGGGAGCGUUUGAGUUAAGGCUCCUCAGAGAACAACGUGGGUUGGAUUCAAACCCGCAUGUCAUGCAGACUUGUUCCCUUAGCCCACCCUUCGAUUUUAAAAGGCUUCCUCUGGCUGCUGUGUAGAGAAGCAGAGUCUGAGGGUAGCAGUGAGAGAGCCUAUGCGGAAAUCGGGGCACAGUGUGGUGUCCCGAGCUGGGGUAAUGCCGUCGGGGUGCCGAGGGACCGAAAGCUGGAGACGCGCCCGGAGGUAGUAGGAGAAGCUCUCUUGUUCACUCCGACGUGGGGAGCGAGCGCGGGGCCCCAGAUCACUGCGGCUUGAUUCCCCGCCGAGCGCGGCGUCUGUCUGCGGCUUCAUCGGUCAGCCUUAAGCCCCUGUUUUUCUUCUCAGUCUUCACACGGCAAAAGAUAAGGUGUCUGCCUCGGAUUGCUGUGGGGAUUAAGUGAAGUAAUUUAUAGGCCAGGUAUAUAAUAUGAGUGAUUUCAGUGAAGAACUGACAAGGCCUGGGUCAGACGAUGACCAAGUGGAAACACCUAUGGUCUCUGGUACCGGAAUGCACUUUCCGUGGCUUCGGAAGCAUCUAGAUUCCGUCGCGACUGGAGGGAAGAAGAAGAAGGACUUUGCUCAGACCACCGGUGCUUGUUUAAGUCUUACCCAGGAGGCACUGCUGAAGCAUCAGUGGCCGCGGGCCGCGGGGUUCAUGCACAGCUACCUGCAGACCCUGGAGGACUCGGACAGCAGCAAGAGGCAGGCAGCGCCCGAGAUUAUAUGGAAGCUUGGAAGCGAAAUUCUAUUUUACCACCCCAAAAGCAAUGUGGAGACUUUCAAUACCUUUGCGGACCAGAUGAAAAACAUUGGCGUCUUGAAUUACUUGAAGAUCUCCUUGCAGCAUGCGCUGUACCUUAUUCAUCAUGGGAUGCUGGAGGAUGCGAGCAGAAAUCUCAGCCAGGCGGAGACGUGGAGAUACGGGGAGAAGUCGUCUUCCCAGGAGAUACUGAUCAACCUUGUUCAGGCCUAUAAAGGGCUUCUGGAAUAUUAUAGUUGGUCUAAGAAGAAGAUGGAAUUGUCACAGCUUGAUAAGGAUGAUUAUGCUUAUAGCACAGAAGCCCAAAAUAUAUUCAGCCACAGCUGGAAGACAUCUGUAAAUUUUAGUGCACUGAUUAAAACUCCUGGAGUCUGGGACCCUUUUGUGAAGAGUUAUGUAGAGAUGCUGGAAUUCUAUGGUGACCAAGACGGAGCCCGAAAGGUACUCACGAAUUAUGCAUAUGAUGAAAAGUUCCCAUCAAAUCCAAAUGCCCACAUCUACUUGUACAGCUUUCUGAAGAGAGCGAAGGCACCAAGAGCAGAGCUGCUAAGUGUGCUUAAGAUUUUGUAUCAGAUUGUGCCAUCUCAUAAACUGAUGUUAGAGUUCCAUGUGUUACUUAGAAAAUCAGAGAAAGAAGAGCACCAAAAACUGGGGUUGGAGGUGUUGUUUGGACUUCUGGAUUUUGCUGGAUGUAGGAAGAAUGUAACUGCUUGGAAAUACUUGGCAAACUAUCUGAGACAGAUUUUAGUGAAGAAUCAUCUUGGAUGGGUCCAGGAAGAGUGGAAGACCAGGAAGAGCUGGUGGCCAACCUUCCACUUCAGUUACUUUUGGGCAAAAAGUGAUUGGAAGGAAGAUAGAGACUUGGCUUAUGAGAAAGCAUUUGUAGCUGGAAUGCUGUUAGGAAAAGGCUGUAGGUAUUUUCGUUAUAUUUUAAAACAAGAUCAUCAAGACCAAAGGAAGAAAAUUAAACGGAUGAAGAAAUCAGUGAAAAAAUACAGCAUUGUGAAACCAGCAGUAUGAUUUAAUUUUAGUUAUUUUUCAGUUGUAGCCACAGAGUGGUAGCUCAGUAGUUACUGAGUAUAUUUAUUUGAUGUCUUACGAAAGUAGUUUAUAUGCCUAUAAACACUCUUUUUAUACUUUUUAUGUUUCAUUUUGUUGUGAGUUACAGCUAAAAAAACCACACUGCCUUUGCUUUUUGUAAACAUAUGUAUUUUUUCUGUUUUGUAAUGUUGAAUGCACUGUUUUUAAAGAAAUGAUUCUUCAGAUGAAAAAGGUAUUUGUUUAAUUAGAAAAUAUAGCUGUACAGCAGUUAUUGUUUACAGAUAACUUGCCUCAUGCUCCCGUGUAAUAAAAUGCAUAACUUACACUGCUGAGAAA